Molecule: messenger RNA, 2342 nt
Organism: Ceratosolen solmsi marchali
Lineage: Eukaryota; Metazoa; Arthropoda; Insecta; Hymenoptera; Agaonidae
Product: muscle M-line assembly protein unc-89
Exons: 7
Coding region: 99-2219 (706 amino acids)
Biological process (GO): cell-cell adhesion
Cellular component (GO): plasma membrane; cell-cell junction
Molecular function (GO): cell adhesion molecule binding
Source: RefSeq, a predicted model, not a curated record
CGAGGUGUGCGCGUGCUUCAAUCGGUGCUGACACAGAGGGGCCUACCGGAGUGCCCGAGAGCCAGACACGUUCGGCUGCCAGUCGAGACGACGCCAGGAUGCCGCCGAGCGCGUGGCUGCUCCUCGGGCUGCUCGCGUUGGCGAUCGGCCAACCUGGCCUCGCCACGGAGCAGCGAUUCGCGGAGACGCCGGCACAGUACCAGGAGGUCUCACAGGGCGAGGACGUGAGACUGCGGUGUCGCGUGCAAGACAAGCGGGGUCAGUGCAUCUGGCAGAAGGACCGGAAGCCCGUGGGCAUGCAUCCGGACAAGUACGAGUGGGCCGGGGCUAGAGACGGCGACUGCUCGCUCCUCGUAAAGCGGGCAAGCCUCGACUUCGACGACGGGCUCUGGGAAUGCCAGGUGACACCCGGGGACUUUACGCGCCAGGACGCCCUCACCUCCAAUCCCGCCCGCUUGCUCGUAAGAGUGAAACCAAGGAAGCCGCAACUGGAGUACGCUGGAGCGGUGCUGACCACGAGCCUGACCCUACGCGAGGGACAGGAAGCGACGAUAUCCUGCGUGUCGAGAUACGGCAACCCACCGGCCCUCAUAAAAUGGUUCAUCGGCACCGACGAAAUCCAGCCCAUGCGAGAGCAGAGCAACGCCACGGAAGUCGACAAUCCAAAAACUUGGGCGGCCCACAGCCUCUUACGCGUCCGUGGCAGUCGAGAUAAUCACAAUAAGCCGAUAAGAUGCCUGAGCAUGCAUCCAACGAGUGCUCUACCCGAUGUCACGGAAUCACAAUUUGAUAUUCAUUAUUCACCCGAGGUUAAGCUAGAGACGAGCCCCCGGAUGCUGGUCUCGGCCCUCGAGGACUCGUCGAGCUUCAUCAGCCUGCGCUGCAUCUCGGACUCCAACCCGACGUCGAGCAUCAAGUGGUUCAAGGACAACGCCCCGAUAAUGGUCUCGAACGGCAACGUCCUGCCACUUGGCUAUAACCGCACCCUCGCCAACGGCACCCUCGUCGAGUCCGAGGUGCGCUUCGAGCCGAUAAAGCGCGAGGACGCCGGCCUUUACAGCUGCAGGGCCGUCAACGUCAUCGGCGAGAGCGCCCCCGCCAACUACCGCCUCGACGUCCAAUACGGGCCAAAGCCGAGAUCGUUGGGCGAGGGCUCGAAGGGUAAGGAGACGAGCCUCGACGUGGUCGAGGAGACGAGCUCCCUCGGCUCCAACAUCGAGCCCUUUGAGUGUCCGGACUUCGAAGCCAAUCCCCCAGCGCAGUUCCGUUGGCUCCAUCAACGUGGUGGCAGUACCGACACCAUCGUGGAUAACCGGGUAGGCGACCAGCAGCAGCAGCAUCAACAGCCGCACUCGGGGCGUCGGCUUCGUCUGGAGAACGUUGGCUGGGCUGACGAGGGGGAGUACCGCUGCGUUGCCUACAACGUGAUAAACGGUGUGCGCAGGGAGAUGCCGAGCGACCUGCGUUUCGUCCUCCACGUGAUCGGACCCCCGGAGAUCCAGGCAAGGCCCUCGGCCGAAACAGAGGACGGCAUGUACGAAUCGAUCGGUUGGGCCGGCGAACCCGUCCACAGGCUGAAGUCGCGCUUCUGCUCGAGGCCACCGCCGAGAAUCGUCGCUUGGCAGUGGGGCAGCUCGCACAUCCGUGCAGGUGAGAGCAUCAGCCCCAAGUACGAAGCGCUGCCCUUGGAGCCGAUUCUCGAAAACAAGAUGGUGACCAACUGCUACUGGGCCAAACUCGAGAUCCGGGAGCUGCAGCGCGAGGACGCGCGUCUCUAUACUCUCGUGGUGGAGAGCGAGAAGGGUCGGGAUUCGACGAAUCUACGGCUAACGGUGCGCGACCCGACGGAACUGCGAAUAAUCGCGGCCGCGGGCGCGGUCGGCCUUCUCGUCCUCCUGCUUCUCUUCUCCGUCGGCCUCUACUCGCUGGUACGCUCGCGACGCAAGCACCGUGAAUACCGUCACGAGGAGGAGGAGGGUAGCAUAUCCGCGGAGGCCUAUUACGGGGCCGCGGCACCGACCCAGCAGAACGGGACGGGUACAGGCAGCAGCGCGAUGUCGGGGAUGGGAAUGUACGGGAGGAAGCCGGUCCUCGACGCCGGCCUCGCUGUCAUGUACGACUACGAUCAGAUUGCGUGCAAAUCGAGGACGGCCAUGAGCCCUGAAGCCCUCAAGGUCCGGCGCGCCCCCGCGGUCUUUCAGCCGCCAACGAUCGUCUGAUACCAGGAGGGCAGGUUCGCCGUGUUCUACGGGGCCGAGCAGCGGCCCACUAGUCCCCUUUGCUCCGCCACGUUGGAGCGCCCCGAUUAGAGUCUACGAUUCGUCUCUCUCACACUCUCUCAC